CCGCGGCAGCCGCUCCAGGCUCGGCCCCCUCCCGCCUCAGCCCCCGAGAGCGAGAGCGCCACAGCCGAGCCGGCGCCGCCGCUGCGACAAACCGCCGCAGUCUGUUACUGAAAUCAUGAAUCCUGUCUAUAGUCCUGGAUCUUCAGGGGUUCCCUAUGCAAAUGCCAAAGGAAUUGGUUAUCCAGCUGGAUUCCCAAUGGGCUAUGCAGCUGCUGCUCCUGCCUAUUCUCCUAAUAUGUACCCUGCAGCAAAUCCUACAUUCCAAACAGGUUAUACGCCAGGCACACCAUAUAAAGUCUCCUGUUCACCCACCAGUGGUGCAGUGCCUCCCUAUUCUUCAUCACCCAGUCCCUACCAAACUGCAGUGUAUCCGGUUCGAAGUGCCUAUCCACAGCAGAAUCCAUAUGCACAGCAAGGCACUUACUAUACACAGCCUUUGUAUGCAGCACCACCCCACGUAAUUCAUCACACUACAGUUGUGCAGCCCAAUGGAAUGCCAGCAACUAUGUAUCCAGCACCAAUUCCACCCCCUAGAGGAAAUGGUGUCACUAUGGGAAUGGUGGCUGGGACCACAAUGGCAAUGUCAGCAGGUACCUUGUUGACAACACAUUCCCCAACUCCUGUAGCCCCACACCCUGUUACGAUGCCUACUUAUCGGGCCCCAGGAACUCCAACUUAUAGCUAUGUGCCCCCACAGUGGUGAUUACCAAGCAGUGUUUGAAGAUGGGAGAUAUGCAAUCAAGUAACUGAGGUUUAAAGUUGGUGCUGAAGCCCUCAUGCCUCCAACCAGGACUUCUUUCUUCUGAUGCUUGCAACCCUUUGCUAAACACUAAUUCCAGAUCACUGAAGGUUUCCCAGUGCUGCAUAUCUUACAUCUUGGAACUCCAGCAGUUAGUCUUAAAGCAAAUCCUGUUUUGUGGACUGUCUUGCAAUUUUUUAGCUAAUUAUAAUGAUUAAAGGGAGUAUAAAUUUAUUGAUCAUAUCUAGUUGAAUGCAUGUUUAAGAAACACACAAAGCUUGCUCAAUCUACCUGCUGUGACUGAUGCAAAAACCGUCAUAUGCAAAAUCCAAAGGAGCCGAGAAGUAUUUUACAAUUUGUUUUACUAAUGCACUGUUGUAAUGUAUGCAGGGUCUUAAAAAGGUAGACUUGUGAAAGUGAUUCUUUUUUCAUAGAAAAACCAUACUAUACAUUAGGAAGUGCUUUAACCUUUUAAGGUUGAUGAAGGCACCAGUUGAAGGGGGCACCCUAAAAGUGAUAUUUUCCUUUCCUAAUUCAGUGACUAGAAAAGGAGUUUGUAGUUUGUAGAAAUCUUACAGAGGAUCUGUUUACCAUGCUUACCUAUUCCAUUUCCAUUUUUUUUCAUUCAGUGUUACAUGGACAUUCUUAGGGAUAAGAAUUAAAUUGUACAAGAA
Molecule: messenger RNA, 1413 nt
Organism: Euleptes europaea (tarantolino)
Lineage: Eukaryota; Metazoa; Chordata; Lepidosauria; Squamata; Sphaerodactylidae
Gene: FAM168B
Product: family with sequence similarity 168 member B
Exons: 7
Coding region: 116-703 (195 amino acids)
Source: RefSeq, a predicted model, not a curated record